Messenger RNA from Annulohypoxylon maeteangense, 1007 nucleotides. Its product is annotated as like-Sm domain-containing protein. The transcript has 4 exons. The record is from RefSeq and is a predicted model, not a curated record. Gene Ontology annotation, biological process: P-body assembly; mRNA splicing, via spliceosome. The coding region runs from base 131 to 427 and encodes 98 amino acids. Gene Ontology annotation, molecular function: RNA binding. NCBI's taxonomy places the organism in Eukaryota, Fungi, Ascomycota, Sordariomycetes, Xylariales, Hypoxylaceae. Gene Ontology annotation, cellular component: P-body; Lsm1-7-Pat1 complex; U6 snRNP.
AAUCGUUAAAUCAUCAAACCUGCACUCUACGACAACCCAACCCCGACGCCAAAAUCUCAUCUAGCUCUAGCUUAUAUCACAAUUCCCAAAUCACACCAUCUGAAAACCGGUAUAAGCCAUUUCUUUAACAAUGGCUGGAGGCGAAGAGGGUCCGGCUGGUGGCUCGGUAUCUGAACCACUUGAUCUCGUACGCCUGCUCCUCGAUGAGGUUGUCUUUGUGAAGCUGCGAGGUGAUCGGGAAUUGAAGGGUCGUCUUCAUGCUUACGACAGCCAUAUGAACUUGGUCUUGGGUGAUGUUGUGGAGACUAUCUACGCGGUAGAUGAGGACGACGAGGAUGAGGAUAUUAGAACAACGACUAAGAAAUCCGAGAUGUUAUUCGUGAGAGGUGAUAGCGUUGUCCUCGUCUCUCCUCAGAGCUCAUCAUGAGCACUGACUGAAAACCUCAAAUCCUCUCGGAUCUAAGAGACCCCUGUCUCAUCUCAGACUACCAUUUCUAUGUCCGAUCAAUUGGUCCCGAACUUUGACCCCAGAGCAUAGAUCUUGAUUUAGAGAUAGGUACCUAGUACCUACCUAAUAGAUAUCCCUGUCAAGACGAAAAAGGGAUCAAUUUCAGGAAGCACGCAGAAAGGCUUCAGAUUACUACCUGGAGAGCCUUGGACGCCUCAUUAAACGAAUGCAGGAAGACGCCGGUGACAUGCAAGCCUAUUAAGUCGUGGUUUAAUAGGUUAUGAGAUCACUAAGGCCGUGGCCUCGUGUGAUAUCCCAUGGACACAGAAACUAGUCCUAUCAAUUCAAUGUAAUAUUUCCUUGGAAAGGAAAUCCACCGUUGAUAACCUCCAUGCAUGUUCAGAUCUUCCCCGCGUCCAGCUUAUCAAGCCCAGCCACCAACCCUGGAGAUAACAUCCAUCGGGAAUAUCCAUCAGCUUAUCUCGCGCUCUCUUAUCUAACCCUGCCUACAAUACCUAUAGCCUAGGUAGGUAGGUGGUUGAUCCUUAUACCACUUCGU